Messenger RNA from Adineta steineri, 885 nucleotides. The record is from the annotation of a GenBank genome assembly. NCBI's taxonomy places the organism in Eukaryota, Metazoa, Rotifera, Eurotatoria, Adinetida, Adinetidae.
AUGACUGAUAAUGAACGCAAACAAACGAUUGAUUCAUGGCAUAUGCGAGCUAAUGCAUAUGAAAUAUUAAUUAGUCAAUAUCAAAUAUUUACGGAUAUGGCUAUGGGUCUUGUGAAAUUUGUUGAAAAACAUCGAAGAGAAGACGAGAAAAAUUUUCAUAUUAUGGAUUUAGCUGCUGGAACUGGUUUAAUUUCGAAACUAUUGAUUGAAUAUAUUCAUAUAUCACCAUCAUCGUUAUAUCUUGUUGAACCAGCCGAACAAAUGUGUAUACGUGCUCGAGAUAAUAUUAAAACUCCUAAUAUAUAUCAAGUAGCAGCUGAAGAUUGUCUUUCAGCACCUAAUUUACCUCGAGAUUAUUUCGAUUUUAUUCUAUGCAAUGCUUCAAUGCAUCUUAUGUCUGAAAGUAAUAUAUAUCCAAUUGUAUCAAAAUUACUUAAACCCAAAACAGGUUAUUUUCUAUAUACAUUAUGGUAUCAUGCAUUUGACGAAACUCAAAAUUAUGAUAAAAGUCAAGAACUUGAAACAUGCGUUAAUGAUACAUUAACUUAUUUUAAUUAUCCAAAAUAUUUUUCAAUAAAUACGACUAGUUCAUCAUCAACAAAUCGAUCAGCUCGAUCACGAAAAUAUCUAGAUCAAACAGCUCAUAUGAAUGGACUUAAACUUGAAUCAUGCACAAUUCAUAUUCAUCGAACACCGUUGAGUUUUGAUCUUGAUUUUAUGCUUAUGACACCCAAUUGGUUAGUCGAACAUUUAAAAACUUAUGAAUGGACUCAAAAACAAGAUAUUGAUACAAUGAAAAAACGUAUUAUAGAACGAGUUCGAGAUUUAAUUAAAGACAAAUAUAAUGAUAUACCCGUUGUAGAAAUUAUUGUAUCAAGAAUUUAA